Cuscuta epithymum is the source of this 1555-nucleotide messenger RNA. Lineage: Eukaryota; Viridiplantae; Streptophyta; Magnoliopsida; Solanales; Convolvulaceae. The record is from the annotation of a GenBank genome assembly.
CUAUGUUCUCUUCUAACCUUGCAUGAUGGCUCCAAAAAGAAAACUGUUAGUCCCUAUUUCUAACAAUCAUACAACCAUAAGAACGAAAGAAGAAGCAGAUAGAUUAAACAGAAAUCUGGCACAUCGUGUAAUGGCCACUACUCUCCCUCCAGAGAGACAGAGCAGCCUGAAACUAUUCUAUUCUAUUCUGACUCUAUACUCUAAUGCCUUAGGUUUUCUCAUAAGUUAGCUUCCUUUUAUAGGAGACGAUGGCUAACUUAUGGCUUACAAGAGAGGCUAAUGGGCUAAUAUUAAAUUGUGGCCCAUAUUACACAUUUAACUAACAACUACACAAAUACAAAGACAUCUAACUAGAUUGCACACCAGAAAAAGUCCUAACAAAAACCAAAUGCUGGCGCAUCAUCUUCCUCCUGUUCCAACACUCGUUUCACAGUUUCACUACCCAUGCAAAUGAGGAGUGGUAUGAGGAAAGGAAGAAGUGGAAAAUUGUGGAGGAAAAAAUAGUGCACCCGGAUAUCGAUGCGGAUUUUCACAUCACUGAAGUGUUCGCCCGGUUUGGAUGGGCAAUGAUGCUUACUUUGACCGGAGCAUGCUACCCCCAGUUGGUCCGGGAGUUUUAUGCUAACAUCACCGAUAAAGAAACCGGAUUCGCGGAGAUCCAAACGAUGGUCAAAGGAAUAAACAUCAAGGUUGACCCGAAGCUCCUCUCAAACAUCCUCGAGAUAAGCAAUGCAGGCCCCACUUUGGAGUAUAAUCAAAGUGACAUUCUUAGUGACAAAGCAUACGAUGAGGUGGCAGCACGAUGUUUCUUGAGGCUCCAAACAAGCUUUAAUACCAAAUACCUAUUGGACAUCCACACACGCCUCAUUGUCUAUGUCAUUGGUUUCAACGUUGUUCCCCAUGCUAACGACCGCCACAAAGUCCGAAAGAUUGAUCUUUACCUUCUUCAAAAUAUGCUAGUCGGGCUAGGGGAUAUAGAAGGAAUACCACUACCUCGCCUCAUCAUGAAAACGGUGGUACUCUCCAAAAAAGGUGAAUUUUUUUUUUGUCACCCUCUUUUACUCACUAAGAUUUUCAGGCACUUUCUGGUACAUUUUGAUGGUGAGGAAGUUGUGUAUACCACCAAGUCUAAUAUUUUGGACAAAGAAACCAUGAGUGCACUCAAAUACAAAUUGUCCAACUCCGGGAAGUGGUAUUUCCCCGAAGGCAUUGGUUUGAACAGAGAUGGUAAUGAGGCGAAAGAGGAACAUGAAGGCAAAGCCAUGGAAGGUGCUCAUGAUGAUGGCGCCGCACCCGAGCCACCGGUGCCACCACAGCCACCACACACUACCGACCCCGCGCUAGCAUACUUGGUUCAUUCCAUGGCUCGAAUGCACACGCGGAUGGACGAGCAAGAAGCACGCCAACAGAGGUUUGAGGAGCGUUUCGACACAUUCACCAACUACUACUACUCCCAACAUGGGUAUCCCCCUCCUGAUCCACACCAUUGACUCCCCCUUGCUCUUAUUUCAUUUUCCCAUAACAUUACUUUCCUCUAAACACACUUUUGUUGUGG